Molecule: messenger RNA, 1107 nt
Organism: Colletotrichum godetiae
Lineage: Eukaryota; Fungi; Ascomycota; Sordariomycetes; Glomerellales; Glomerellaceae
Exons: 2
Coding region: 1-1107 (368 amino acids)
Molecular function (GO): zinc ion binding; oxidoreductase activity
Source: RefSeq, a predicted model, not a curated record
AUGCGCGGCAUCAUGUACCGUGGUGUUCCCGGUGAGAUGACUGUAGAAAACAUUCCCAUGCCCACCAUCCUCAACCAGACCGACGCCGUCGUCCGCAUCACGACUUCCGCUCUGUGCGGCUCUGACUUACAUGUCUAUCGUGGGUACCAAGGCGGCGCUCCUCCGUGGAAUAUGGGACAUGAGGCCAUUGGGUACAUCUCCGAGCUUGGGAGUGCCGUCACUGGAUUAGAAGUCGGUGACUACGUCAUCAUUCCUGACACGGUGAACCAUGGUCGUCUUGAGAUGGAACCCUCUGGCUUGGACUUCUACGGCAAUGGAGGUAUCGUCACGGACGGUCUCCAGUCCGAGUACGCCAGAGUCCGGUUCGCCGACUCCAACUUGAUCCCCAUCCCGCUUACCCGGGAGACGACCAACGCCACCAUCGAGCAAGACUAUCUGACGAUCUCCGACAUCUUCGCCACGGGCUGGGCUAGUCUCGACUUCUCUGGCUUUGAGAUCGGCGACACGGUAGCAGUCUUUGGCGCUGGCCCGGUCGGACUCAUGGCUGCAUACUCAGCUGCUCUCCGCGGCGCCUCAAAGGUUUAUGUGAUCGACCACGUACAAGCCAGACUCGACCGCGCAGCCUCCAUCGGAUCGAUUCCCAUCAACUUUGCAGCCAGCGACCCUGUCGCCCAGAUCAUGGCAUCCGAACCAAACGGAGUCAUGCGCUCCGUAGACUGUGUUGGUAUCGAAGCCUUAAACUCGCGCCUUGAACACCAGCCCAACAUCAUCCUUGAUCAGAUGGUCAACCUCACUCACGUCGGCGGCGGCAUCGGUCAGGUUGGCGUAUACAUGGCGCAGCCGGACUCGCCCGGCUCUCCGCUUGGGUCCGCAUUUUCCCCCAUUGCCGAAUUCCCUCUGUCUGACUUCUUUGGCAAACGUUUGAAGUUCCAAGCUGGGCCUGUCGAUCCCAAAGUUUACGCGCCGAUGCUUGUGGAGCUUAUUAGCAGCGGCAAGGCAAGCCCUCAUUUCAUCGCUUCGGCGAGCAUUUCGAUUGAGGAUGUGCCUGCCUACUACGCCCGGUUCAACGAACACGAUGAGAUCAAGGUUUUCAUAAACUUUCCUUGA